AUGGAGAGAAUGCGCAUUGAUCUUUUUGAUGAUGAAGACGAGGAUGGAAAAGUGCGAAGUGAUAUACGCGAAAGGAUUGGUACACAUGGCACUCCCAGUUGCAACGUUGAGUUCCAAUGCGCCCAUAUCAUCCACGGUGAUUAUGAGCCCAGUGACCGUGAUAACGCAAGUCUCCUGGUUUUGAAAGCAUCCCCGGUGCCCAAAAAGCCCUCGCGGACGAUCGUUAAAUUGACGCUUGGGCUUACUGUCCUUCCCGAGCAUUGCCAACAAAGAGACAUACACACACUUGAUGACUGGGGAAGUGCAAAGCUACCCACCUUGAUAUCAUUUGAACCUGCUGGCGACGGUGCCGAGCAGUUGAAUAUGCGAACUACAAUUGAGACCCACGAGACCGCAUACAAUGGAUCUUUCACAGGUGGAGCUUUCGGGGUCUCAGGAGGACUGGGAGCAUCCAGCACAGAGACUACCCAGUACAAGAAGAAUCACAUGUUGCGCACGAAUGUCGCCUUGACUCGGUUGAGAGAGACACGUGACGUGCUCCCUGCGACCAAGUACAAUCAGGUCACCUGGAAUUUGGCAGCAGGAACCGAAGACACUGGGAUCGGCGAUAGCUUCACAGUCGCAUUGCUUGUGAAGCGCCCCACGGGAGAAGGGUUCAGUCUAUGGGUGCAUUCUCGUUCCGAAACCAACAGCAACAAAGACAAGCUAGGCAACACAUUCACAAAAGCCACUCAAAGUAUAAUGGGUGACAGGCUCCAUUUCCUGCAGGGAUUCAGUCCUGGCGAAGGAAGCUCAGCUGCAGCUACGGAGAUCCCCGAAGGGAUUGAUCGACAUAACCUACAUGCUGCCUCAACGGAAGACAGACUUAAACAGCUACGUUUGGGAAUCCACCUCCCAGAGACAGCCAAGCUAGUCAAGCGGAGAUCGCCAGUUGAAAAAACGCCCCAAUAUGCUUCAUCUGAGGGGGAAGUGCUCUCAGAAUCUGAGCCAAAACAGGAUGCGAUCGAAGAGCACCGUAAGACCAUGCCGACAGUCACACUAGGACAGGGGCCAGCUACACAAAGUCCCACCCAGACUACGUGUCAGUCCACACCUUCGCUCUGGUGUGAGACUGCAGGGGCUGAAAUCCCUCAUUUUUCAAUGACCCGCGUGGCGCGACACCGAAAGAUGGCGGCUUUGUACGAACGAUUGGCCGAGUUGCACCGUGAGGAAGCCAGAGAGUAUUUACCAGCUGACGAACGCACCUACGCCAAUCAGGCCGAGCGGGGUACCUAA
Messenger RNA from Penicillium longicatenatum, 1275 nucleotides. RefSeq lists its product as uncharacterized. Lineage: Eukaryota; Fungi; Ascomycota; Eurotiomycetes; Eurotiales; Aspergillaceae. The coding region runs from base 1 to 1275 and encodes 424 amino acids. The record is from RefSeq and is a predicted model, not a curated record. The transcript has 2 exons.